Molecule: messenger RNA, 3685 nt
Organism: Procambarus clarkii (red swamp crayfish)
Lineage: Eukaryota; Metazoa; Arthropoda; Malacostraca; Decapoda; Cambaridae
Product: nitric oxide synthase, salivary gland
Biological process (GO): nitric oxide biosynthetic process
Molecular function (GO): NADP binding; heme binding; nitric-oxide synthase activity
Source: RefSeq, a predicted model, not a curated record
AGAGAUGGAGGGAAAGAUGUCGAAGCCCCGACGGCUGGCUAAUUUCGCCUACGGGAAGGAGUACUGUGACUCUCUACAGGUGCACGCCUCACAGCAAGGUGAGUGCACGGAGCAGGUGUGCAAUGGCUCGUUAAUGAACAUCAGGAGAAUGGCCACGACGCCUCGGCCUCCCGCGGAGGUCCUCACCCAGGCCAAGGAGUUCUUAGAUGACUACUACACUUCCAUGAAAAAGUUGUCGAGUGAGGAACACACAGGCCGCUGGAAGGAGGUGGAGGCGAGCGUCCUGGCUCGGGGAACUUACCACCUGACUUUAGAGGAGAUGGAAUACGGCGCUAAGUUGGCCUGGAGGAACGCCCCGCGAUGUAUCGGCAGGAUUAACUGGACCAGACUGAAGGUGUUUGAUGCACGAGAUGUCACAACGCCCCAAGAAAUGUUUGCAGCAAUCUGUAGACACCUAAAGUACGGUACAAAUGACGGCAACAUCAGGUCGGUGAUCACGGUGUUCCCUCAGCGGCGGCCAGGGAAGCCAGACUUCCGGGUGUGGAACCAACAGCUCAUCAGCUUCGCCGGCUACGCCAACCCCGACGGCACCGUCACGGGAGACCCUGCGUACGUCACCUUCACUCAGAUAUGCGAGGGCCUCGGGUGGAAAGGCGGCGGAGGCAGGUUUGACGUGCUGCCUCUGGUGUUGUCUGCAGCUACGGGAGAACCUCAGUUCUUCCCUAUCCCCGACGACCUGGUGCUUCGUGUCUCCCUUCACCAUCCCAGGUUUGAGUGGUUUAAGGAGCUGGAGCUGCAGUGGUUCGCUUUGCCUGCGGUGUCGUCCAUGAUGUUCGACUGUGGAGGCGUGGAGUUCACCGCUGCCCCCUUCAACGGCUGGUACAUGUCCACCGAGGUGGCGGCCAGGGACCUGUGUGACUCUCAGCGAUACAACAUCCUCCAGGUCGUAGGCGAGAAAAUGGGUCUGGACACCAGGUCUAAUAUCACGCUCUGGAAGGACGCAGCUGUUCUUGAAGUUCACCACGCUGUUCUGCACUCCUACAAAGAGGCAAACGUGACCCUGAUGGAUCACUAUACAGCGGCGGAGUCUUUCAUGCAGUUCGCGGAGAACGAGUACCAGCAGCGGGGCGGGUGUCCGGCAGACUGGGCGUGGAUCGUGCCGCCCGUCUCUGGCGCCCUUACUCCGGUCUUCCACCAGGAGAUGUCCCUGUACUACCUCAAGCCCGCCUAUGAGUACCAGGUGCCCGCCUGGAUCACGUACGCCAAGUACAAGAAAGCCCUGCUGGGACUAGACGCCUCGAACUCCCGGAAACUCUUCAGGAAGGUCGCUCUGAGUGUACUGUUCGCCAGUACCCUCUACAGCGCGGCCCUCAACAGGCGGGUUCACGUGACCAUCGUGUACGCCACAGAGACUGGCAAGUCCCAGCUUUACGCCAAGAGUCUCUCUGAAGUCUUCAAACGGAACUUCAAACCCAAGGUACUGUCUAUGGCAGACUACGAGGUGAGCAAAGCUGCGUUAUCGGGCGAAGGUCUCCUGCUGGUGGUGGCCGCCACUACAGGCGCAGGGGAACCUCCACAAAACGGUCAGGAGUUCGUCAAGACUUUGUACAACAUUAAGGAAGAGCUUAACUCUGGGAACACCAAUGUUCAAAAGUUAUCCUUCCAGGAAGACUACAACAGUUUCAAAAUCACUACCACCAGCUCUGUACUUGAAGAAAUGACAACCAACCCGAAGAUGAAGGAGAACGACCACAAGAUGAUGAACGGUUUCAGCAGUUUCCUGCGCAUGUUGGGACUACGUCAGGGACCCCAGCAGGACCUGGUGAGGCGCACCUCCACCCCGGCCACCUCCGUCAGCUUCAAGUACGCAGUCUUUGCCCUGGGGUCAAGCAACUACAAACAUUUCUGUGCCUUCGGCAAGUACGUGGAUCACCUUCUACAGCUGUCAGGUGGUGACUGUAUUCUGAAAUUGGCUUGUGGUGAUGACCUUGACAACCAAGAACAAGCCUUCAACACCUGGUCUGCACAGGUUUUCAAGGCGGCGGCUGAGGAGUUUGGUGCCGAGGACUGUCAAGAUACCACCCUCAGGAUCGAGGAGCUUACUGCCGAUGCUGUCAAACUGUCACCUGCCAUACACCACACGUCCCUGGCACAAGGUCUGUCCCAAGUUCACGGCAAGAAGAUUCAAAGUUUCCCGGUGCUGGAGACAAAGAUUUUACACGAGGAAGGAGACAGGUGGACGCAGAUGGUGGUAGUGGAUGUGAGUGAGGGUGGCGGGAUGAAGUACCAGCCCGGGGAUCACGUCGGGCUCCUGCCCGCCAACAGCCCGGCUAUGGUGACGGCCCUCAUCGCUCGACUUCACCGCUGUCCUGAUGUAGACAUUCCCAUUCAGAUCCUCCUCCAACGUCGACAGGGUUCCACAGGAGUGUGCUGGGAGCAUCACCCUCACCUGCCCGUGGCCAGCAUCCGCAGCCUCCUGUCUCGCUUCCUGGACAUCACCACGCCGCCCUCGCCCGCCUUCCUCGCCCUCCUGGCCGCCCACGCCACAAACAACCGCCAGGCUUGCCGCCUCACCCAGCUCGCCUCGGACCAGAAGGAGUACCGCCAGUGGAGGUCAUGGCAAUUCCCGCACCUGCUGGAGGUCCUGGAGGAGUUCCCCAGCGUAAAGGUGGAGGCCGGAGUUGUGCUGAGUGCCCUGCCUCUCCUCCAGCCAAGGUACUACUCCAUCAGCACCUCUCCCGACCUCCACCCUGGCCUCCUGCACCUCACUGUCUCUGGCCUCCAAUACCGCACUAGAGGAGGAGCAGGCGCCGUGCACCAGGGCGUCGCUACAGGGUUCUUGAAGAAGAACAAAGCCGGGGGAAGUCUCGAACUCUUCCACAGAAGUGCUACCAACUUCCACAUGCCGAGCGACCCUACAGUACCAGUGAUGAUGGUAGCAGCUGGCAGCGGAAUCGCGCCCUUCAGAGGCUUCUGGCAACACUACCACCACAAAAAAACAGAAGGAAAAGGAGAGUUGCCAGAGCUGGUGCUGUACUACGGCUGCAGGACCAACGCUGAGGACCUGUACGAUGACGAGAAGUGGACUAUGAUCCGCUCUGGGACCAUCAGCAGGAUACACUUGGCCCUCUCCAGACAACCGACAGUGCCCAAGAUGUACGUGCAAGAUUUGUUGGUGAUGUACGGAAAGGAGGUACAAAGGCACCUGCUGGAGCAAGGCGGGCACGUCUACGUGUGUGGCAGCGACGCCAUGGCCCAGGACGUCCAGAACACACUGGCCGCCAUACUACAACAGAACUCCCGCCUCACCCAGGACCAGGCGCUCGCUUUCCUAUCCAAGCUUCAGGAAGAAAACCGAUAUCAUGAAGACAUUUUUGGGAUCCGGAUUCUAAACUGAGAACACGGCAGACAGACACGAACAUUCUGCAGCAGAGACACGGAUUCAAUUUGUUUUUAUUAGGACGUGGACACUGUGCAAUGAGAUACACAUUGUAACAACCUUGGACCCCAUACCAGGGAGACACGGACACAUACUAGUAGGACACGGACACAUACUAGUAACACACGAACACAUUCUAGUAACACACGGACACAUACUAAUAACACACGAACACAUACUAGCAGGCCACGGACACACACUAGCCGGCCACGGACACAUACUAGCAGGCCACGGACACAUACUAGU